AUGGCGCUGAUGAUCGACGACCUCAACUUCUCCACGGAGAAACUAGCGAAAGAAGGAAGCAGUCAGGAUUUUUAUGACAUCAUGUUAUCAAAUCCAACUUCUAUGUCUUUAGAAGUGUCCCGUGCUAGUACUCGGCCAUCCUCAGCCCCCCCCUUCUCCUCCUCCUUUCCUUCAUCCCUCCGAUCUGGAUCGAGAGCGUGGCUGCGUUGGCUUGCUAGCGAAACGAUACCGAAAGUGCAAAGAGCUAUUUGAGGGAUUCAUAUCCUUACUCGGGAAAAGCCACUUCUUCUCACGCAGAAAGACCACGCUAUACACCGUCCUAGCUUCUUUGUACAUCAAGGAACUGGAAAAGGGUCUCAGGUACUAUACAUAGAAAUAGAUACUUUUGCUUUUUAGCUUCGUCUCAGGUACUCCUAUUGAUACUUUUUUCACUUUUGGCGUCUUGUUACUUUUUUCAAAACAAAGUGCAUUACGAUUACUUUUUUAUCUCUCUCGCCCAGUUAAUCUAAGAAGAUCCACGGACUACAACCGUCAAAUCCUACUUCACACAGCUCUCGCGAACCAAGACUUGUGAGAAUCGAUGCGAGAGUGCUGAAUCUGGAUCGUGGUAUUCUCAUUUUGCUCAAGUCACUCGCGGAUUUGUUACGGCAGAUGGAUAUGCAUCGAAGCCGCGGACACUGAGGGAAAAUACAAGCGCAUUUGAAUGAGCAAGAGCAUUACAUUAUUAUAUCCAGUAGUGACAGUGUGUGAGUUAUAUCACAUUACAGUCCUAAGCUACCUAAUCAUGUGUAGACUAUGACAGUAAGACGAGUUACCGUAUAUUCUUUCACCGUCUGACCCUGAGGGUAUUCCUCAAAUCUACAUACGCGACAUGUUAGAGUAAAAUACUUAAAAACAAGUAAAUGAAUCCUUGAGAAGGUCAACAUACCAGUUGUAAAUGAAUACCAUAAAGGAGCGAGUUUGUGAACAAUAACAAUGAUGCCUCAUCAUACAUACUGUUUUUAUUUUGAAGAAACACAUAGAUACUACUACUUACUAUUAAAGCAAUCACAUUAUCCUUGGUCACAAUUGGUAGCGGACAGCGGCAAAACUUGAACUUGAGUAGCUGCACUGGGGCAAAUUUUGCCCCUGCCUGCCUAGUGUGUUCCAGACUGCCGCAGAGAGUCAGUAUCAGUUGUAUUCAUAACCAUCGCAUAGCAUUGGUACUACAACUUCUGUAUAUCACCGAUAAAAGAAAUCAAGCAAUUGUUCUAACCAUAUCUUAUAUCAUUGACUUAACAAGUGAAAAAGAAAACGAAAAGCAGCAGAAGUAUAAGCCCUUAUAUCUUCGAACAAGACCAAACCUAGUAAGCCAAGUAAAAACUGGAGUGGAGAAUGUCGAAUUAGAGACGAUACACCUUCUUUAACCUUCCCGACCGUGUUGAAGCAUAUGAUCAAUGUGACGCCGAGCAGAUCUACGCCUUAAAUCUCGUGACGUCGGUGCACCUGGCACUCUGACCCGAUCGUAGGCAAGAAUUGCUGCACC
Amoebophrya sp. A25 is the source of this 1525-nucleotide messenger RNA. The record is from the annotation of a GenBank genome assembly. NCBI's taxonomy places the organism in Eukaryota, Dinophyceae, Syndiniales, Amoebophryaceae.